Molecule: messenger RNA, 3144 nt
Organism: Sitodiplosis mosellana (orange wheat blossom midge)
Lineage: Eukaryota; Metazoa; Arthropoda; Insecta; Diptera; Cecidomyiidae
Exons: 11
Coding region: 1-3144 (1047 amino acids)
Biological process (GO): transmembrane transport
Cellular component (GO): membrane
Molecular function (GO): transmembrane transporter activity
Source: RefSeq, a predicted model, not a curated record
AUGGCUAUGAUGGCGGAAGAGAAGCAAGCAAAUCGAAACAAUGAGUCGUCUUUCAAAAAGAUGACCUUUGGCAAAAAGGUUCAACACAUUUAUGGUCUCAUAACACUCGAACCUUUGAUCAUUUGUUUUUUGCUGUCAAGUACGGUGUUAGAAUUGACAGUGCAGAAUUUAAACUUAGAAAAAGCGUGCCUUGUGAAUUUGAACUAUAAUCAAACGGUUUGUGAUGCACUUCGUGUACGGGACACAGCAAACUAUACCAACGAAGAAAAGGCGGUUCAGAAACUCGUUUCCCAAAUGACGGGAUGGAAAGCGGUAUUAAUCAGUGCAUUGUCAUGCUUACUGAUUUUAUUUUUUGGAUCUUGGAGUGAUCGACAUGGAAAACGAAAACCUUGCAUCCUAAUUCCACUAUGCGGAGACAUAUUGAUGGCUUUCUUGCUGUUGUUGUGUGUUUAUUUCGACAAAACACCCAUCGAAUUAGCGAUAUUUGUACAAGUUUUCUUCCCAGCCAUAUCAGGAAGCAAUUUCACAAUGAUGGCGGGUGUCUUUAGUUACAUAGCCGAUAUUACUAAUGAAAAAGAACGAACGUUUCGCAUUGGAAUUAUUACUUUGGUUAAUUCCAUUAGUGUUCCUUUCGGGAUGGCAAUGAGCGGAGUUUUGCUAAAGAGAAUCGGAUUUUAUGGAGUGUUUUCAAUGGCUGGCACAAUGUACAUAAUUGCAUUGCUUUAUGGCAUCUUCGUAGUGAAAGAAGUUCCGCCAAAGGAGAAGAAUGAUCAAAUGAUCAAAAAAUCAUUUUUGGCUGAUUUCUUUGAUUUUGGCCAUAUCAAAGAGAUAUUCCUAGUGGCAUUCAAAGCCAAUGUUAGAAAUCGUCUUACCAAAAUUUUAGCAAUAAUGGCAAUUAUUAUAAUCACCGUAGGACCCCUAUAUGGUGAAAUGCCGAUAUUUUAUUUGUUCACGCGUUACAAGUUUCACUGGACUGAGGAGGAGUUUGGCUUUUAUUCGACAUUCAACAUGGCCUUGCAUUUGGUUGGAACUGCUUUUGCUGUCGGCAUAUUAUCGAGCAGGUUGAAAGUGGAUGAUGCAUUAAUCGGAGCAGUGACUAUUCUUACAAAGGUCCCAUCGAGUUUUGUGUAUGCAUUUUCACAAGUUGGAUGGCACAUGUAUAUCGGACCGGUGGUUGAGCUAACCUGUGGUGCUGCAAUUAUUGCAAUGCGUUCGUUGGCGUCGAAAACCGUACCAAGCAAUGAAAUAGGCCAGGUCAACUCACUCUUUGGAAUUGUUGGAUCGAUUUCACCGCUUGUUUAUUCGCCAAUUUUGGUCGCCAUUUAUUCAGCCACAAUAUCAAAAAUGCCGGGCGCAUUCUUCUUAUUCGGUGGAUUUAUGUCCAUCCCUGGAGCAUUACUUUUUAUAUGGAUUUAUAUGAUAAAUCGUGCCGAGGCAAAAGAGAGAGAAGCCGCCGCUGAUGAACAAAAAGCAGUCAAUGAAAAGCUGUGCGUGAUGUAUUUACGUAAUGAGGACCUGUCUAUGAUAUCUAGCUGCGUUUAUGGAACAAUUGUUUACAUUAAUACCGUAUUGUUUUUGUGUCUUUAUUUUUUGCCCAAAAGUAUGGCUAUGAUGGCGGCAGAGAAGAAAGCAAACCAAGACAAUGAAACAUCUUUCAAAAAGAUUACCUUUGGCAAAAAGGUUCAACACAUUUGUAGUUACAUAACACUCGAGCCGUUGAUCAUUUGUUUUUUGCUACCAAGUGCGCUGUUAGGGUUAACUGUGGAGAAUUUUAAUUUAGAAAAAGCGUGCCUUGUGAAUUUGAACUAUAAUCAAACGGUUUGUGAUGCACUUCGUGUACGGGACACAGCAAAUUACACUAACGAAGAAGUGGCAGUUCAAAAACUCAUUUCGGAAAUGACGCAAUGGAGAGCGGCAUUUGCCAGUUCUAUACCGUGCUUACUGAUCCUAUUAUUUGGAUCUUGGAGUGAUCGACAUGGAAAGCGGAAACCUUGCAUCUUAAUUCCACUAUGCGGAGACAUAUUGAUGGUAUUCUUGCUGUUGUUGUGUGUUUAUUUCGACAAAACACCCAUCGAAUUGACGAUUUUUGUACAAGUUUUCUUUCCGGCUAUAACAGGAAGCAGUGUGACAAUGAUGGUGGGUGUCUUUAGUUACAUGACCGAUAUCACAAACGAAAAAGAACGAACGUUGCGCAUCGGACUUACUACUUUGAUUUGUGCCGUGAGUGUUCCUGUCGGAAGUUUAAUAAGCGGGGUUUUGCCCAAGAUAAUUGGUUUCUAUGGAGUGUUUUCAUUGGUUGGCACAUUGCACACAAUGGCUUUGCUUUAUGGCAUCUUUGUAGUGAAAGAAGUUCCGCCAAAGGAGAAGAAUAAUAAAAUUAUCAAAAAAUCAUUUUUGGUCGAUUUCUUUGAUUUUGGCCACAUCAAAGAGACAUUUUUUGUGGCAUUUAAGAAGCGUGAUAAAAAUCGUCGCACGAAAAUAUUGGCAAUAAUCGCAUUCCUUGUUAUCGCCGUAGGACCACAAAAUGGUGAAGCGCGGUUAUUUUACUAUUUUACGCGAUUCCAGCUCAAUUGGUCUGAGCAAGAGUAUGGCUUCUUUUCGACAUACAGCAUGGCCUUGAAUUUGGUCGGAACUAGUUUAGCCAUCGGCAUAUUGUCGAGUUUCUUGAAAUUGGAUGAUGCAUUAAUCGGAGCAGUGACUAUUCUUACAAAGGUCCCAUCGAGUUUUGUGUAUGCAUUUUCACAAGUUGGAUGGCAUAUGUAUAUCGGACCGGUGGUUGAGCUAACCUGUGGCGCUGCAACUAUUGCGAUGCGUUCGUUGGCUUCGAAAACUGUACCAAGCAAUGAAAUAGGCAAGAUUAACUCGCUUUUUGGAAUCAUUGAAGCGUUGCUAUCCCUUGCUUAUUCGCCCAUUUUUCACGCCAUUUAUACGGCCACUCUAACAAAAAUGCCGGGCGCAUUCUUCUUAUUCGGUGGAUUUAUGUCCAUCCCUGGAGCAUUACUCUUCAUAUGGAUUUACAUGAUAAAUCGGGCCGAAGCAAAAGACAAUAUAGCCGCUGAUGAACAAAAAGCGACAAAUGUAAAGCUGCGCGAUAUGUACUUACAAAAUGAGGACCUGUCUAUGAUAUCUGAGAUGAAAGACUAG